Molecule: messenger RNA, 1548 nt
Organism: Uncinocarpus reesii 1704
Lineage: Eukaryota; Fungi; Ascomycota; Eurotiomycetes; Onygenales; Onygenaceae
Exons: 4
Coding region: 1-1548 (515 amino acids)
Biological process (GO): transmembrane transport
Cellular component (GO): membrane
Molecular function (GO): transmembrane transporter activity
Source: RefSeq, a predicted model, not a curated record
AUGCCGGUUCAAGCACCCAGUACUCUAGGGCACGAGGGCGAAAGUGCGAUUCAUGGCCGUCCCAACCGCCAUGGUCCUAUGAUCACUGAGAAUAUGGAGGAAGAAAUCGUGGACGAGCGUACAACGCUGCUUGCGCGCGACGGUUCGGAUACCUCGGAUAGGACUUCGACUAACGACAAGCACGCUGAAGAGUGGACGGCUGCAGGAUUUGCAGGCUUGCCCUGGUGGAAACGGCCUUCUAUCUUCUGGGUUAUUCCGCCGUUGCUCCCGUUUACUAUCGCAUUCGGCGGUGUCGCAGUUCCCAAAAUCAACCUGAUUCUGACUCUAAUUUGCCGCGACUACCUUGCUGAGAGGAGCGUCAAGGAUCCCACGUUUACGUAUCUGCCUGUGAUAUUUGGUGAGGACAAUCCACAAUGUCGUAUCCCCGAGGUUCAGGCACUGGUGUCGAGGUUCCAGCUGAUGCUCAACCUGAUUGCGGGAGGCCUCGCCGCAAUUGCAAGCCCAAAACUGGGCGUACUUUCGGAUGGAUAUGGACGAACAAAGAUCAUUGGACUGGCGACACUUGGGACGUUGCUUGGUGAAGUGCUCACGGUGCUCGUUGCGGCACGCCCCGAUAUCUUCCCCCUAAACCUACUUCUGCUGGGUGCUCUGGUCGACGGCUUAUUCGGGUCUGUCACGACGGCUGUUGCGCUGACUCAAUCAUACGCGGCUGAUUGUAUCCCACCAGAAAGGCGAAACGUUGCGUUCGGGUAUUUUCACGGAGCUUUAUUUAGCGGCAUUGCGCUUGGCCCCUUGAUCGCAGGCUAUCUGAUCAAGCUCACGGAGAAUGUCCUCAUAGUAUUUUAUUCUGUUCUGGGAUGUCAGUUGCUGUUCCUCCUUUCCGUCACCCUCAUCGUGCCGGAAUCGCUCUCGAAAGAACGCCAGGAACAAAAUCGGCGGAGACGAAACAUACAAUUGACCGGGAUGCGCCUAUCCUGGAAACAUUUCAAUCCCUUGGACUUUUUGAAGCCACUCUCUAUAUUCUUUCCGCCAAAAAGCAAGGCAAACGCAUUGCUACCUGGCGAGACAAAGAGGUUACAUGAUUUACGACGGAAUCUAAUCAUCUUGGCCGCUAUUGACGCCUCGAUUUUCGGUGUGGCCAUGGGGACGAUGGGUAUCUUGAUCAUUUACGCGGAGUACAUGUUUCACUGGGGCAAUUUCGAAUCCAGCAUGCUUGUCUCACUCACCAGCUCCGUCCGGGUGGUUCUUUUACUAGUCGUUCUUCCAACCAUAACUCGACUGGUUCGUGGACGUGCAUCUGGUAGAAGUCACAACACUGGAUCGGAUAUGCUCGACAUUGUUGUAAUCAGGAUAUCCGUUCUAUUCGACAUGCUGGGUCUUACAGUUGGAACAUUCCCUCAAACAGUUUUUAUUUGUUUGGCGGGAUUAAUCUUCGUUGCAUUCCUAUCUUCUUGGUUUCUAAAACCUCACGUAUAUCUGCCCGAGUCGCUCCCUGGUAGCAAUGAGGUGGAGCCAGAGGACCUUGAAGAUGUUACCGACGUUUUAUAA